Messenger RNA from Loa loa (African eye worm), 408 nucleotides. RefSeq lists its product as hypothetical. The coding region runs from base 1 to 408 and encodes 135 amino acids. NCBI's taxonomy places the organism in Eukaryota, Metazoa, Nematoda, Chromadorea, Rhabditida, Onchocercidae. The transcript has a single exon. The record is from RefSeq and is a predicted model, not a curated record.
AUGAUGAACAAUUUGAACAUUAUCACUUCAUCAGCUUUAUCAUUAUCAACAUUAUCCUUACCCUCGCUGCUUUCUUCAUCAGCAUCAUUAAUAUUAUCAUCGUCAUUUUCAUCACAACCAUUCUCAUCAAUAUCAUCAUCAUCAUCAAUAUCGUCAUCAACAUUAUCGUCAUUAUCUCAAUCAAUAAAUCAUCAAACAAUAAAAAAUCUAUGCGGAAGACGACAUAUUGUAUUGGAUUACAAGCAUCCGGAAUAUGCAAUCAAUUUUCCGGCUACUUCAAUUUCUGAUAAUACGGAUUAUAAGCAUCCGAAAGGAGGUUUUUCAAUAUCGGAAGAAAGAGAAAAUGAACAACAACUUCCUUAUCCGUUAGACUUCUAUAUCAACAAUGACAUUUCGAUACUUAAGUAA